AUGACUUCUGCAAUGGAUAAUGUUUCUCAACCUCUAGUUGCCUUCAUUGUGGAUCAAUAUUUGUGUCGCAACCAAUUCUAUCAAACGAGGGCCACCUUUCGGAACGAGGCUUUGCCACUCUUUGCCGCUCGGCCAUCAAACACGAAUGUGUUGAGUUUGGAGGAGAUACUAAAUCAAUAUAUAUUAUUGAAGAAACAACAUACACGGUUGGAGGAAGAAAAGGUCAUGGUGAUGCAAGAGAAAAAUAGAAUCCAAAAGUUGUUGCAAGACAUUCAGAAUGGUAUGGUUAGUUUCAAUGCAAUAUCACCCAUGUCCAAUGUCAAAACCAUCAUCACAAAUUCUGCAAUUGCUCGUCCAGUGGAAAAUUCUAUUAGAACUCCUCCAGUUGCUUCUAGUACUAUCGUUUUUCCUAUGCAAAACACAAUGUCGUUGCCAAUUAAACCCAUGGACAAUAAAAACUUGUCAUCACCUAUGAUUGGAGUGUUUGACAAGAAGAGAAAAGAUAUUUCGACCGCAAAUGGGUCUGUAGUUGCUAAGAAACCUCGUGGUAGAAAACCUGCGAAGAAGAAGCAACUCCAAUGUACAAAUAUGUCGCUAUCGUCUCCUAAUAACAAUGUAGAUUUUGGAUCCUCUGAUGCAUCACCUCAAUCGUUGGUCAUAAACCCUACAAACAAGGAAACACAAAUUUCAACUAAUUAUGUUUCAACAGCACAUCCCAUAAUUCAUUCAUUUCCCAUUGAUACACAUGUUACUCCUGUGGCGAAAUGUAAUGGGGAAGUUAUUGCCCCUUCUUAUAAUGUGAUUACAACCAGGAGAGAUAUGGUUGACCAUGUAAAACAAAUGGCGUGUAAUGAAGGCAAUAUCGACUUUUCUUCUAUUGUGGCAGAUAAUGAUGAAACACAAAAGAGGGAUACAAACAAGGAAAGUAACAUGGAUACAAACAAGAGAAGUACGAGAACGUUGGAUGUUAAUUCUUCCGAUAUACCUGAAAACUUGGACCCGCCAUUUUCAAACGAGAUUGAUGCUUCUGAAUUUGACAACAAAAGAGACGAUUGUAUAUACCUAGAUUUUUCGGAGGACAUGUUAGAUUUUAUAAACUUCGAAGAAUAA
Vigna unguiculata (cowpea) is the source of this 1110-nucleotide messenger RNA. The record is from RefSeq and is a predicted model, not a curated record. Lineage: Eukaryota; Viridiplantae; Streptophyta; Magnoliopsida; Fabales; Fabaceae.